Lolium perenne is the source of this 606-nucleotide messenger RNA. Lineage: Eukaryota; Viridiplantae; Streptophyta; Magnoliopsida; Poales; Poaceae. The record is from RefSeq and is a predicted model, not a curated record.
AUGGUUUGCAACACCAAGGAGGAUGCCGAUGGCACCCUCCCUGGCAUACACGAGCAUUUUGACUAUCUGCUUCAGAAUAAGGUGGGUGCUGACGUGACGUUUGAGGUCAGCGGCGAGACGUUCGUUGCACACCGGUGUGUGCUCGCAGCCCGAUCAAAAGUUUUCAUGGCACAGCUCUUCGGCCCCAUGAUGGAGGCCACUACGUCCACUGCCAUACAGAUCAAAGACAUGAAACCAAAAGUGUUUGCAGCUUUGCUUAGCUUCAUCUACACAGAUUCGUUCCCUAAGAUGGAUAAGGAUAUAGUGUGGCUGCAAGACCUGCUUGUCGCGGCGGACAGGUACGAUCUCCAGAGGCUCAAAUUCUUACGUGAAAAAAAGUUGUCUGAGGACAUAGAUGUGGGCUCGGUGGCGUCCACUCUUGCUCUAGCCGACCGGCACCACUGCCACGGACUGAAGGAGGUGUGCUUCAAGUUUAUCCAAGCACAAUCUCCUGAGUGUUUGGAUAAACUAAUGAUGACUGAUGGCUGGCAGUGUACUGUUACGACGUACCCCUCUGUUUUCAAUGAGCUUGUUGCCAAGCUUGUGUCCAAUCAGAAGAAGAGCUAG